CCCACCUUCGCCAUCCCCGCCACACCCGGACUGCCCCCUCCCGCCAGGCCCUGCUGGACCCGGCGCCGUCUCUUCCUCCCUGUCACCCGCGGUCGCCUCGGGCGGGGACCGGUGCCCUGGAGCGCAAAGCCUGACGCUCCCCGGUCCCCCCCUCCCCUCCCCCAUCUCCCACCGCCCAGUCCCCCGGCAGCGAUGAGACAGAGCGGCGCCUCCCAGCCCCUGCUGAUCAACAUGUACCUGCCAGAUCCCGUCGGAGACAGCCUCUUCAAGGAAGGGAAGAGCCCCGGCUGGGGGCCGCUGAGCCCCGCGGUGCAGAAAGGCAGCGGGCAGAUCCAGCUGUGGCAGUUUCUGCUGGAGCUGCUGGCGGACCGCGCGAACGCCGGCUGCAUCGCGUGGGAGGGCGGCCACGGCGAGUUCAAGCUCACCGACCCGGACGAGGUGGCGCGGCGCUGGGGCGAGCGCAAGAGCAAGCCCAACAUGAACUACGACAAGCUGAGCCGCGCGCUGCGCUACUACUACGACAAGAACAUCAUGAGCAAGGUGCACGGCAAGCGCUACGCCUACCGCUUCGACUUCCAGGGCCUGGCGCAGGCCUGCCAGCCGCCGCCCGCGCACGCCCACGCCGCGGCCGCCGCAGCCGCCGCGGCCGCCGCCGCCCAGGACGGCGCGCUCUACAAGCUGCCCGCCGGCCUCGCGCCGCUGCCCUUCCCCGGCCUCUCCAAACUCAACCUCAUGGCCGCCUCGGCCGGCGUCGCGCCCGCCGGCUUCUCCUACUGGCCGGGUCCGGGCCCCGCCGCCACCGCCGCCGCCACCGCCGCUCUCUAUCCGAGCCCGGGCUUGCAGCCGCCGCCCGGGCCCUUCGGCGCCGUGGCGGCCGCCUCGCACUUGGGGGGCCAUUACCACUAGACGGGGCGGCGGGGUGCCACUCGGCCUCCCCCACAUGCUGAGCCUCGCCCGACGCACCCAGGCCCGGGGAGGGGCCCCGGAGCCUCCCUCCGCGAUCCUGGAGCCCAGACGGCCCUCACCAGGCCGCCCCCAGCCCCGGGGCAGACCCCGGUGGCCUCCCCAACUUUCCUGUGACUCUAGACUCGCCCCCUGCUGCACCCGCCCCGGCCCCUGGGGAAGGCGACCGCGCGCCCCCUUGACUCUCUGUCCCUCCUCCGCCUGCCCCUCGCCUAGCCUCGUGACCUUUUCCUGUUUCUGCCCGCAUCCCGGCACGUGGAGGCCUCUCACUGUCCUCCUGCCACCUGGGACGGAGCAGGCUCGGUAGAGGUCAUUCCCGUGGCACUCGCUCCCCGCCCCCCCAGGAGGGCCCGGCGGGGUUCUGUUCCCUUCCAGCCCCCAUUAAAGCUCCCGCGCUGCCCGCC
Messenger RNA from Oryctolagus cuniculus (rabbit), 1367 nucleotides. It is a transcript of the gene FEV, whose product is annotated as FEV transcription factor, ETS family member. Gene Ontology annotation, cellular component: nucleus. Gene Ontology annotation, molecular function: DNA-binding transcription factor activity, RNA polymerase II-specific; sequence-specific DNA binding. The record is from RefSeq and is a predicted model, not a curated record. Gene Ontology annotation, biological process: cell differentiation; regulation of transcription by RNA polymerase II. Lineage: Eukaryota; Metazoa; Chordata; Mammalia; Lagomorpha; Leporidae.